CUACAAACAAAACAUUAGGAGUACAACACUACAAUUAUCAAAAAUCUGUUUUUGUGUCGUUUUGCUAUAUUUUUAUUUUUAAUUUGUACAAUAAAUAUUGUAUUUUAGCCAUGUUGGAGCAAGUGAAUCGUGUCAUAUUAGUCCUUUCAGGGAAAGGGGGUGUUGGGAAGUCUACAGUUAGCACGCAACUGGCAUUAUCUUUGAAAGAAAAUGGUUUUAAGGUAGGAUUAUUAGACAUAGACUUGUGUGGACCAAGUGUACCAUAUAUCCUGAAUUUGGAAGGUCAGAAUGUACACCAGGGACCAGAAGGAUGGAUCCCAGUCUACAUGGACAAGGAACAGAGACUCGGGGUGAUGUCCAUAGGGUUUCUGUUGAGCUCCCGCAACGAUGCUGUGGUGUGGAGAGGCCCGAAAAAGACAUCCAUGAUCAAGCAAUUUCUUGAAGACGUGUGUUGGGAUAAGCUGGAUUACCUCGUCAUAGAUACUCCUCCAGGAACCUCGGAUGAGCAUAUAACAGUGAUGGAGAACCUCCGAGGGGUGCCACAGUGCGCUGCCAUCCUGGUCACAACACCACAAGAGGUGGCUAUCGAAGACGUCAGGAAAGAGAUUACGUUCUGCAGGAAAACCGGCAUACCUAUACUUGGUAUUAUUGAGAAUAUGAGUGGCUACGAGUGCCCAAACUGCAGUGAAUGCACCAACAUAUUCUCCAGCGGAGGCGGCAAGUCUUUGGCGGAGUUAUCCAAGAUUCCCUUCCUGGGCAGUGUGCCUAUUGACCCCAGGGUUGGCAAGCUCGCCGGCCAAGGUGUUGCUGCUGUAAAGGAACUACCCGACUCGACAACUAGCAAGGUCUUCACGGAACUAGUCAGGACUUUAGCUGAGACGAGUACCAACGGUUUGACAAGCUAAAGGUGCGAAAGAUGUGAGUUGCCAAGUGCAAUUAUUGGGAUUUAGAGGUGAUAAUUAUGUAUCAUUUUGUAAAAUAAGAUGGCAAAAUUUUAUUGUAAUGGUGGCAAUAACUCUGUGGGCUAGUGAUAUAAGGGUAUUUUGUGGAUAACAUAAAACAUUUUUGUCAUUUUUUGCUGUUCAAAAGAUGAAUACUAAAAUUAUUUUUUUCUCUAGUUUAUACAGGGAUGUUAGUAACAUCGUAACGAAUACUGAGGAGGUAAUUCAGACCGUGAUAAUGAGUUAAUAUCAAGAAUUUUCCGUCGUCCGUCCCCAUUUGGAGUGGGAUAAGGACAGGAGAAUGAUCAUCUAAUGGAAUUUCCCCUCGGAAAAUUCAUGGAAAUUUUAGUGUCUUUUUAAAUUAUUUUCAUUUCCAUGUUUUUGCGACGGAAAAUUCCACUUGAUAUCAACUCUGAAUCAUGGGCUGAAUCAUCCCUCAAAGUCUUCGUUACGAUGUCACUUACACCCUGUAUAGGUAUAAUUAUGAGGUUGCCUGAUAUUAAACCAUCCACAAUAAUUUGCACUUGGUGUUUCUUAUUUUCAAAUCAAAUCAUAUAAAAAAUAUUGUUAUCAUUCCCAAUGUUACGUAGUUUUUAAGGAAAAAGUUAAUAAAUAAACAAGAUAUUUAUAUUGAAAA
Molecule: messenger RNA, 1578 nt
Organism: Pectinophora gossypiella (pink bollworm)
Lineage: Eukaryota; Metazoa; Arthropoda; Insecta; Lepidoptera; Gelechiidae
Gene: Nubp2
Product: cytosolic Fe-S cluster assembly factor NUBP2 homolog
Exons: 4
Coding region: 111-905 (264 amino acids)
Biological process (GO): iron-sulfur cluster assembly
Cellular component (GO): cytosol
Molecular function (GO): 4 iron, 4 sulfur cluster binding; ATP-dependent FeS chaperone activity; ATP binding
Source: RefSeq, a predicted model, not a curated record